ACGGCGCAGCGCGCGAGCGCGGCCGGAAGCGGCUUCGGGGGAGGCGGUGGCGGCGGGUGGGGAACGCUCGUGCUCUCUGGGUCGCUGAUCCCUCCCGUGACUCCAGGAUGGAAUCUCGCCGUCGCUCCAGCGCCACCGGAGCCGGUUGUGCCGGGAUUGGGCUCGGCCGUGGCACCACCCGCCCGGAGAACUCCCGUCCCGCUGCCCUUUAGGAGCACGUGCUGCCAUGGAAGAGCAGCCGGGUCCUCCGGCCUCUGAGCUCCCUUUUUCCCAGAGGCUCUCCCCUCUUUCUGAAGGAGAUGGGGCUGAAGGUGAAGAGGAGCAGGAGGAGGCUCAGGAGGAGGACGCAGCCGGGAUGCAGCCAAGGGAAGAGCCGGGAGAAGGCUCCCCGGAGUGGCAAGGACAAGCGGGACGGUGCUGCUGCAGGCAGGGCUCUCCCACCCCUCGGGGUGCAGGCAGGUCCUGCAGGAGGAACGAUGAGGAUGAAGGAGCUACUCCGAGCCACCAGGCACCGGUGGAGCUGCGGCCGUGCCGGCGGAAGCACCGGCUCUGCCUAAAGCCUGAGACGAGCCAGGCCCCUGCAUCCCCGGGGCAGGGGGAAGAGCCGGGACCUUCCCGUGGGAAGAGGCUGCGGUUGAUCUGGAGCCGGGCGGGUGACUUCAGACAGAGGGUGAUGGACAACGGGCUGGAGGAGGGACCACGGAGCAGUGAGGAGGAGGAGGAGGAGAGAGGCUCACGGUCCUGCUCUCCCGAGCUGCCCCUUCCCGGCGAUGCCCGUCCCAAACCGGACUUUGUGCAGUUGAUCGAUGAACGCGGCAUCUACUCCACGGCCAAGCUGGUGCUGGGCAGCGCGGUGGGAGAGCUGGAGGAGGCGGUGGUGGGGCUGCCCUCCCACCCCCCGCGGGGAGCCGGCGGCAUGGGCGAGCUGGAGAUCCGCGAGGUCAUCGUGGACGAGAAGCCCUUCCAGUGCGGCGUCUGCGAGAAGGCCUUCAAACGGGCUUGGGAGCUCUUCAGCCACGAGGUGGUGCACAACGAGGAGCGGCCGUUCCGCUGCAACCUCUGCCAGGCUUCCUUCAAGCGCCACUCGGACUUCAAAAGCCACCGGCUGGUGCACACGGAGGAGCGGCCGUUCCGCUGCGAGCUCUGCGGGAAGCGCUUCAAGCGCUCUUCCAACCUGCAGGAACACCGGCGCAUCCACAGCGGCGAGCGGCCCUUCCGCUGCCCGCGCUGCGCCAAGAGCUUCAAGACCCCCUACGAGCUGCAGCGCCACGCGCUCACCCACUGCGCCGAGAAGCCCUUCAAGUGCGCCGACUGCGGCAAGGACUUCCCCACCUCCAACGCCCUCCUGCUCCACCAGCGGCAGCACUGCGACGACAAGCCCCACGUCUGCGGCGUCUGCGGCAAGAAGUUCACCUACGGCCACAGCCUGAAGGUGCACGAGCGGGUGCACACGGGCGACCGGCCCUUCGUGUGCCCGCUCUGCGGGAAGGGCUUCAAGCAGUCCAACGCGCUGUCCUCGCACGAGCGGGUGCACACGGGCGAGCGCCCCUUCGUGUGCAAGACCUGCGGGAAGGCCUUCAAGCAGUCGUCCUACCUGGUGAUCCACGAGCGGGCGCACACCGGCGAGCGGCCCUACAAGUGCGAGGUGUGCGGGAAGGCCUUCGCCCGGCCCUCCCUGCUCCUGCAGCACCACCGCGUGCACAGCCAGGAGCGGCCCUACAAGUGCAGCUUCUGCCACAAGUUCUUCAAGGACCUGGCCUACCUGGCCGUGCACGAGAAGGUGCACACGGGCGAGACGCCCUACAAGUGCAGCGUGUGCGACAAGGGCUUCGCUCACCCCUCCAACCUGCUGCAGCACCAGCGUGUGCACCGCGACGGCUGAGCCUGAGGGGAAGCACCACCUCAGGGGCUGGGGGACCCCCCCGAGGCCCAGCGUGGACCCCCCCAAAGCUGCGGUGCUUCUCCUGAGCCCGUUGCCAAACCCGGACCUGCCUCCGUUGGGGGGGUGAUCCCAGCGGGACCUUGCCCAAGCCCAUGGGCUGGAGUGGCUGCAAGCUCCUGGUGGGCACAUCGUGGCUCGUGGCACGGUGUGGGAUGGACGUUCCUGGGUUUGGGGUGGGAGAUGCCACAACGGUACAAGUAGUGGAAGGAACCACGGGGAAGAGUGAGGAGUGGACACCUCCCUUUCCCUCCUGAAGCCUUUUUGGGUUCAGCGUCCCAUCCAUAUCUCAUGCUGCUGCUAAUGACCUGGUUCAUCACCUCCUUUUAUCCCACCCCGGGGCGCUGGUGGGGCUGGUAGGGAGCAGAAGGGGUGGUUGGGGGGUGCAUGCUGCUGCCAUCCACUUCGGGAGCCUCAGCAAGUGAUGGUGCUGGAAGUUCUCCAGCAUCUCCUGGGACUUUCUAGGUAAGAGCCUGGAUUGAGGCCGGGCAAGUGAGACACGACCAGCCCUCGGCAUCAUCCUCCUCAUCCUCCUCUCGCUUCCUGGAGUGACCCCUGUGCUGCUGAGCAGAGGGUGGCACAUGGACCUUUGCUCAUGAGGAUGAGACAAGACCCUCGUCUUGAUGAUGCCCUCAUGCUGUCCCUCGGACUCCUGGAGAUCCCAGGUCCCACCAUGUCCCCCCAUUCCGUACGGUCCCUGUAGUGCUGGGAACAGGGGGGUGGGAUGUGCACACUAAUUACAGGAUGGUUAUUUAACAGUG
Strigops habroptila (Kakapo) is the source of this 2700-nucleotide messenger RNA. RefSeq names its product zinc finger protein 501-like. Gene Ontology annotation, cellular component: nucleus. The coding region runs from base 227 to 1882 and encodes 551 amino acids. The record is from RefSeq and is a predicted model, not a curated record. NCBI's taxonomy places the organism in Eukaryota, Metazoa, Chordata, Aves, Psittaciformes, Psittacidae. The transcript has 3 exons. Gene Ontology annotation, biological process: regulation of transcription by RNA polymerase II. Gene Ontology annotation, molecular function: DNA-binding transcription activator activity, RNA polymerase II-specific; RNA polymerase II cis-regulatory region sequence-specific DNA binding.